AUGCAGUGCCUCAUCCUGCUUCUUUGCCUUGCUCAGCUCUGGGGCUGCCAAUCUGUCCCUCUUGGCGGAGGGCUGGCUUACAGGGAGCUGAGCUGUGAUGAUCCUGAGACAGAGCAAGCAGCCGGGGUGGCCAUAACCUUCAUCAAUGCCAACCUUCUUAAGGGCUUCAAGCAGAUCUUGAACCGGAUUGAUAAAGUGAGGGUGUGGCCUCGGCGGCCCGUAGGAGAGGUGUUUGAGCUUGAACUAGACACCUUGGAAACCACCUGCCACGCCCUAGACCCCACCCCUGUGGAAAACUGCACCGUGAGGCAGGUGGCACAGCAUGCUGUGGAAGGAGACUGUGAUUUCCACCUGCUGAAAGAGGACGGCAAGUUUUCAGUGUUGUCUGCAAAAUGUGAUUCCAGUCCAGACUCGGCUGAGGACGUGCGGAAGGUGUGUCCAAAGUGUCCCCUGCUGGCCCCGAUGAAUGACACCAGAGUGGUGCAAGCCAUAAACAAGGCGCUGGCUGCCUUCAACGCUCAGAGCAACGGCUCCUACUACCUGCUUGUGGAAAUUUCCCGGGCUCAAAUUGUGCCUGUCCCACCUUACACCUAUGUGGAGUUUGUAGUGGCUGCCACAGACUGUGUUGCUAAAGAGGUGACAGACCCAGCUGCAUGCAACUUGUUGGCGGAAAAGCAAUAUGGCUUCUGUAAAGGGUCUCACAUUCAACGGCUUGGUGGGGAAGAGGUUGAGGUUUCCUGCACCAUGUUCCAAGCACAGCCCCUACCAGCUGGCAACAAUGGAGGGGGGCCUACCCCUGUGGCAGAUGCAGCUGCUCCUGCACCUUCUCCAGCUAAUCCGGCUCCAGCAGCUCUGGUGGUGGCAGCCAAGGUGGCAGCUCCUGUGGGACCGCCGGUAUCCCCAGUACACCAUGAUUUGCGCCAUUCCUUCCCGAGUGUGGCCUCAGUGGAGUCAGCCUCAGGAGAAUCCUUCAGUGUGAAGAAACAACCCAAGCCAGGCACCGCCGUUGCUGCUGGUCCACUGGUUCGCCCAUGCCCUGGGAGAAUCAGACACUUUAAGGUCUAGAUGAAGGUGAGGGAUGAGAAGUUUUGGCACAGAGAGCAUAGCCACCAUUGUGUCCAAGAAUAUGGGGAGGCCUGGAGACCCUGUCUACUAACAAAGCAAGUGCCCUUGCCUACUAACAAAGCAAGUGCUUGGUCAAGACAAGCCAAGUCUUGAACCCCAACUUUUCUCCAUACCUGAGGACAGAAACAGAAGGGGUGAUGCUUAUGUUUUCUGGAAGGCAUAGGCUGGUAAUUGGUUGUCCUUAUUUGGAUGCUAAGCCAUCACCAUUGGGUUCUCUGCCUUCUGGUUGACCUUACAAAAACAAUUAGAACUGUGACUUUGAAAGGUGCUCUUGUCAAGUUUAUAUCUGCUUAUUAAUAAAAGUGCCUG
Messenger RNA from Talpa occidentalis (Iberian mole), 1434 nucleotides. It is a transcript of the gene AHSG, whose product is annotated as alpha 2-HS glycoprotein. The coding region runs from base 1 to 1065 and encodes 354 amino acids. The transcript has 7 exons. The record is from RefSeq and is a predicted model, not a curated record. Gene Ontology annotation, cellular component: blood microparticle; extracellular region; extracellular matrix. Gene Ontology annotation, biological process: negative regulation of endopeptidase activity. Lineage: Eukaryota; Metazoa; Chordata; Mammalia; Eulipotyphla; Talpidae. Gene Ontology annotation, molecular function: cysteine-type endopeptidase inhibitor activity.